UAGUAGCGAGGUAACCGAGGUUACAAUACAAUACAGAUACAUAUUGUUUUGUCAACACUCGUGCCUGACUUCACGGAAUGGUUCUUGCCUGUUUGCAAUGCUCCCGCUGUUAGGAUUGUGUCCGACUGUAUUACUUCUUAUAGUGAAUCUGCAGUCGUAUUUCUGCAUAUCUGAGCUAGUAUUUUUAAUGUCAUGAAGCUAGAUCCAAGUCAGCCAUGGCUACAUAUAUUCACCACGGCACAUGUUUACGUGCUAAAUUUUACUCCCUCCAUCCCACAAUAUAAGAGCGUUUUUUAAACUAGCGUAGUGUCAAAAACGUUCUUAUAUUAUGGAAAGGAGGGAGCACUUUGUUAUCUCGUGAACGCCUGCUCAUUCUUCUGCAGAUUGCAUUGCACACACAAGGACGUCGCUGUCUAACCGUCUGUUCUUCACUUUUAGUCUCAACUGCAACUUGUAAAUUACCCUCAUGUCGACCCAAGAAAUUGUUGGGGGGAAAGUUAGCCCGUGAGAUGGACAAGUGCGCGGACAUGUGGCCCUCUUCGACGUGCUAUUUCAGCACACUUUAUGUUAACAUCACGACUUUUUCAAUUCAGAAAGUGCCCACAAAUGGUAGUGGGUUGGAGAAUAAUUACUUGUCCCUAUAUAAACUGUGGAAAAAGACUAGAUCACAUUGUUUACAAUUCAAAAAGGCGCCCACGAAUGCAUGAUUGUCAAUUUUCUGAUCCGCCACUGUGCCAUGUGGGUAGGUACCUGGCUGCCCAAAGCGAGGCAGAUCACUACAAGCGGGAGAUGAAGAGAGAGCAGGAGGAGAUCAUUGCCGUCCCAGACACCGAGGCUGCUGAGAUUGGGGAUAUCAUGGCGGAGUAUGGGCUCGAACCGCAUGAGUAUGGCCCCGUUGUGGAGGGCCUCCGGAGGAACCCGCAGGCCUGGCUCGAGUUCAUGAUGAGGUUCGAGCUGGGAUUGGAGAAGCCGGACCCUAGAAGAGCUCUGCAGAGUGCUUUAACAAUAGCACUAUCUUAUAUCAUCGGUGGAUUGGUCCCUCUCCUGCCCUACAUGUUCAUCUCCACGGUCCAGGACGCCAUGCUCACAUCAGUUGGAGUCACGCUGCUCGCUCUCCUUUUCUUUGGCUACAUCAAGGGUCGGUUUACUGGGAACCGCCCAUUCCUUAGCGCUGUCCAGACUACCAUUAUUGGUGCUGUUGCUUCUGCUGCGGCGUACGGGAUGGCGAAGGCUGUGCAAGCUAGAUAGUCUUAUGGGGUGCACUCAGUAUCCAAACUUUUCACUAGACUGCAAUGUAUUCAGAACAGAUGUGAUUUUGCUUCUUUGAACAAUGCAUUAUAUUACAUUA
Messenger RNA from Hordeum vulgare subsp. vulgare (domesticated barley), 1348 nucleotides. RefSeq names its product vacuolar iron transporter 1-like. Gene Ontology annotation, cellular component: vacuolar membrane. The transcript is spliced from 3 exons. Lineage: Eukaryota; Viridiplantae; Streptophyta; Magnoliopsida; Poales; Poaceae. Bases 565 to 1248 code for a protein of 227 amino acids. The record is from RefSeq and is a predicted model, not a curated record. Gene Ontology annotation, molecular function: manganese ion transmembrane transporter activity; iron ion transmembrane transporter activity. Gene Ontology annotation, biological process: intracellular manganese ion homeostasis.